Messenger RNA from Girardinichthys multiradiatus, 2091 nucleotides. It is a transcript of the gene cd79a, whose product is annotated as CD79a molecule, immunoglobulin-associated alpha. Gene Ontology annotation, cellular component: B cell receptor complex; external side of plasma membrane. Bases 934 to 1605 code for a protein of 223 amino acids. Gene Ontology annotation, biological process: B cell receptor signaling pathway; B cell differentiation. The transcript has 5 exons. Lineage: Eukaryota; Metazoa; Chordata; Actinopteri; Cyprinodontiformes; Goodeidae. The record is from RefSeq and is a predicted model, not a curated record.
UAAACUUUAGAGGAAAUAAAAUAAGAAUAAAGGGAACAUGUAUGUGUAUGUACAGCCAUUUCUUUAUAUUAAGAAAAGAAAAAAGAAAGGCAGGUCACAGUUAAACCACAAAUUUUUUAUCAGUCAUAUCUACAGUAGGGCUGAAACAAUCGGAUUAAUCAUGAUUAAUUGAUUAAUAAAAUAAUCGCCAACUAAUGUAGUAAUUGUGCAAUCGUUGACUUGAGUAUACAGACUUUAAAACAUGCCAUUUGCUGAAAGAACAAUCCACUCAGAGCAGUAAUUAAGUCACAACCAUACAAAACAUAUUCAUAUUUUGCAUUUAAGAUGAAAAAACCUGUUUGUCUGUAAAUAUGCACUGUCUAGAACUCCUCAAGUGGCAUAGUUUUAGCUUCACCUGAUUCAAAUUCUGUAAAUAAUCUCCUAGAAAGCACCUUUUGCUACGCGAUAAUUUAUCAGUUAAUUCAAAAAAUUGUCUGCAGCUUAAUCGAUUAGCAAAAUAUUUGUUAGUUAAAGCCAUAAUGUACAGAAUUUGAGUUUAUGGAUUUAUGUAUCAUAAUACAAUAAAAUGAGCUGGUCUUUACCAGGUUUGCAAAUUAUGUAAAGAUUCCUUACUGUAGUUAUUGAUUACUCAAAGCUGGUUCACUUCCAGAAACAUUUGUUCCUGCAUUGUUCUUUUUAAGGACAGCACAUUUUAGUCCGGUUCUGACUUUAACUGGACUAUUCAGUAUUGGUAUAUAAAUGUACUUGUUUUAAUGGAUUCAGAGUCUGUUUAUGCAAAUGUGGGAUGGUCCAAACUCAUCCAAGCAUGAUUCCUGACCAGAGACCAACAAAACAGCUCAGAUUCAUUAGAAAAGGAAGCUUUUAAACACUUGAGGAGAGUUUUGCCUGAUCAUAAUUCUUUUAUUAAUCAUCUAACCUUUUUUAAGACAAAACAUGGGAGUAUUUAUGUUCUUUGUGUUCUGCAGUUUGAUGGGUAGUGUUGCUACUGCUGAGAUUAAAUUAGAUCCAGACAGACCCUUUUUGAGGGUCCAGUUCUCUGACACAGCUGACCUGAAGUGCUGCUACAAAGAUGGACCACUAAAUUUCACUUGGAUCAAGAGCAGUUCAUCAAAGGUUUCCAAAAAAAACCAAAUGGACCAGGUGAUCUUGUCUGAAGAUGUGGUUCAAAAUUACACACAGUCAGAGGGCAAACUGUGUGGCAUCCUAACCCUGAGGAAAGUCAAGUUAAGCGACACUGGGCUGUACCAGUGCUUCCUUAACAAGGAAGUCCAAACACAUGGCACCUACUUGCAGGUCUUCAGGCCAAUGGAGAAGACGCUAAACCUUAGUGAGAGCACCAAAAACAAGAUCCUAACAGCUGAAGGAGUCUUGCUGCUGCUCUGUGUGGUCAUUCCUUCUGCCUCUCUUUUGUUAAAGUCAAAGAGCCUAAAUAGACUGGAGAUGAAAAAAAUGAAACAUGAAGAGGAGAACAUAUAUCAGGGGCUGAAUCUGGAAGACUGCUGUACAACAUAUGAUCAGAUUGAGCGCUCCCAGGCACAAAGCCAGUACCAGGAUGUGUGCAAUGCUAUGGAAGAAAAGGAAGAAAGCCUUCUGGAGAAACCAUGAAUGAAAGCACAAGUCUAUUUUGGGAGCUUUGUGAAAUGUGAUCGGAUUGUGACACACAAUGGGUUUUUGAUUACAGCACAUAAAGUUCUGAACAUUGCAGCUACAUUUUUAGCUUCUGAAACUCAUAUUGAAACUCACAUUCAGUCUUUUGGAAUAAAAACAGCUGGUGACGAAACUGUGUUACCACAUAGUCUAUUCAAUCAGGAUGGCAGGAAGGAUUUUUGCGAUACCGAUCAUGCUUGAUUCAAUCAAAUCUUUAAUUACUGUAUAUUGCAGAUUUUGUGUCUUUAAAAGUAGGUGUUCUGGUUUUCAUUUAGUUUUUGUUAUUUUAGAAUGAAAUGUUUAAGCUUUCUAACAUUCCUGCUUCCAAGUGUUAUUAUAGCUAGUCUAAUUUUCAUUUAAGCUUUAAUAAUUAUUCUCUUGCGGUUUCCUGUAACCUUUAGACAAAUGAAUCUAUCUAAAAUAAAACAAAAAUAGAGAAAUGUG